CGCCUGAUGCGUAUACUUCCUUUCUUGCAGCUGGGCUUCGCUGCUCAGGUGCCAUUAUAUUCCACUUCCAUUUCACCAGCUUCUGUCCCACAAAUCCCUCAGAUGGCUACACAUUUUACCCUCAGCGAGGGUGCAAAUGCACUCUCCCCGCAGGAUAUGCUUACCCUUUCUCGGCCUGGUGCUCCCCUGCCAAAUGAUAUUGGUGAUCUUGCUAUCGUACCCAUCAGCACUUACUCUUUUCAGGACCGCAAGUCCCACAAGUCACUUUCUGUUAUCGCUCUCAGCGAUGGCCAGACCUACGACAUUCCUUUGCCGGAUGGCGGCGAUGCCUUCUGGCUUGAUUCUCGCACAAUCGCACAUAUCGUGACAAAGGAUGACACACAGAGUCUCUACACCAUCCCCAUCAGCACUUCUCCUCUCUCGUCUGACCUCUCCUCCCACGUAGGAUCCUUCCCCAUUACCACUGCAAGCGCCUUCCGCUACAACCCCAGCGCUCAGCACCUCAUGUUCUCCGCAUACGUUUAUCCUGAUGGCCUCGUCGAGACUGUAAAGGAGCAGGACGCAGCGUAUGAGAAUCGGGGCAAUUCUGGUCUGGUGUAUGAUGAGACGUUUGAGCGCCAUUGGGAUACGUGGGUUGGGCCUAAGAGAAAGGCUCUCAUUGGGAUCAGUCUGGCAAAAGUAGGUGCGAAGUGGGUACUGGGGGAAACUUACGUGAAUGUGCUAAAGGGGACGGGACUCUCUUCCCCCGUAGAACCGUUCGGCGAAGCAGAUGACUAUGAUAUUUCCCAAACGCAUGUCAUCUUCACUGCCAAGGACCCACAGCUUCCCAGGGCCGUGCACACCAGGCAGAAUAUUUACAUUGUUACACAUGACGGAAAAGACCUCAGACAACUCACCUCGGGCAUCCAAGGUGCGACACACUCACCCGUAUUCAGCCCUUCUGGCGAUAAAGUCGCCUGGCUUGAACUGGCUCUUGAUGGGCAUGAGAGUGAUCGUGCGAGAGUGGUGAUCUACGAUCUCGAGAAAGAUGUCCGGUUCACCAUCACGGAGGACUGGGACCGCUCCCCUGAUUCUAUUAUUUUCUCCCCUUCCGCUGCCCUCAUUUACGCCACCACCGGCGAUCACGCCCGCAUCAAGAUAUUUGCGCUGGCUAUCCCACCUACACCUCCCCCCAAUUCCACACAGAUCACUCAACCUACAGCCCUCACAUCCAGAGGUUCUAUAUCUGGCUUCACACCAAUCCCAGGUGGCAGGGCCACCUUUGCGCUUUCAAGCUUGACGUCUCCAAAUGAGGUGUACGAGCUUAGUGGGCUUGAUGCCGUCGAGCGGGAUCUCUUAGCAGGAAUGAACGCAGAUGUGAAGGCGACGACGCUUACCCGCCUUACUUCGUUCUCUUCUGCUGGGCUCCAGGGCAAAGAUCUCGCUCCCGGGAAGGAUUUUUGGUUCAAAGGUACGGCUGAGGGGCAGGACACUCACGGUUAUGUGAUUACCCCACCUGGAUUCGAACGCGGGAUUAAUGGGAAGUGGCCUGCGGUGAUGUUUAUUCAUGGAGGUCCAGAGAGCGCUUGGUUUGAUCAGUGGUCGACGCGGUGGAAUCCUAAUGUCUUUGCAAGCCAGGGGUAUAUAGUCGUUGCUAUUAAUCCAACGGGAUCUACUUCAUUUGGACAGAAAUUCACAGAUGGAAUCAAUAAAAACUGGGGAGGCCGUCCCAUCCAAGACUUGCUGAUGGGAUGGAAGUAUAUCCUUCAAGAAUACCCAGAGAUUGACCAAAACCGCACGGCGGCGGCUGGUGCUAGUUAUGGUGGAUAUGCAAUCAACUGGAUCCAAGGCAACCCCGAACUCGGAUUUGGGUUCAAGGCACUGGUCUGCCACGAUGGAGUGUGUUCCCCCUUGUGGCAUGAAGGAUUCAACCACGAAUGGGGAGGACGUCCGUGGGAUCCUGCCGCAAUCGAAGCCUCGCGGAAAUAUAGCCCCGUGCAUACCGUCGCCAAGUGGUCGACCCCACAAUUGAUAAUUCAUAGCAGCAAGGAUUACAGGAUUCCAGAGGGAGAUGGUAUUGGGGUGUUCCAUGCAUUGCAGCAGUUGGGCGUUCCAAGCCGCCUUUUGAUCUUCCCAGACGAGAACCAUUGGGUGAUAAACGCUGGGAAUAGUUUGAAAUGGCACUACGAAGUAUUUAGGUGGUUGGAUCAGUUCGUCGGGCGUUCUUAGACAUAAAAGCGUGACUAGGAGAGAAUCU
Molecule: messenger RNA, 2236 nt
Organism: Suillus bovinus
Lineage: Eukaryota; Fungi; Basidiomycota; Agaricomycetes; Boletales; Suillaceae
Product: Alpha/Beta hydrolase protein
Exons: 13
Coding region: 7-2208 (733 amino acids)
Biological process (GO): proteolysis
Molecular function (GO): serine-type endopeptidase activity
Source: RefSeq, a predicted model, not a curated record